Molecule: messenger RNA, 2902 nt
Organism: Ochlerotatus camptorhynchus
Lineage: Eukaryota; Metazoa; Arthropoda; Insecta; Diptera; Culicidae
Gene: Ent3
Product: equilibrative nucleoside transporter 3
Exons: 7
Coding region: 372-2342 (656 amino acids)
Biological process (GO): nucleoside transmembrane transport
Cellular component (GO): plasma membrane
Molecular function (GO): nucleoside transmembrane transporter activity; monoamine transmembrane transporter activity
Source: RefSeq, a predicted model, not a curated record
AUAUCGGAACGAUCGGAAGAGUGAAUAUUUUUAUUAAAGUGAUUGCUUAUGAUUAUUUUUUCGGGAUAAGAAUGCUAAAUUGCGACAUUCAGUUUGUGCAUUGAUGGAUUCAAAAUGUGGUUACGAUGAUGCACGACUUUGUUUCGCCAGAAAAAAAUCAGUUUGAUGCAGCAGAGGUGUAUUCAUUUGAUAGACUAGGCGAAGCAAGAUACUCCUGAAUAUCGAUUUUGUGCAAAGCUAAAGACUGAUCGAAAUGAAUUUGUUAUAAAUUGUGCUGUGGUGGAUCAGCAUUUGCAUAUUACUGGACAGCAUUUGUGAAACCUCAGUGAUUGAGUGAUAAACUCGCGUUUGGCAUCGUUAUUAAAAAUAAUAUGAUGGAGGCUUCAGAAAACGCUGGUAACACAUCGUAUGAACCCUUGGAAGGGCGAAGGGCUUUCGAUACUUCUGACAGUCCGGAGAUGGAGGGUGGUGGACCACCGAAGGAUAGGAGGAAGCUAGUAUUUUUUGCUUUGAUGACGGCCGGCGUGGGGUUUGUGCUACCGUAUAACAGUUUCAUUAUAGCAUCCGAUUAUUGGCAGUCUCGAUUUCCGGGCCAAUCUGUAGCGUUGGACAUGUCGAUGACGUACAUCAUCGUAGCAUUGGGCGCUGUACUACUGAACAAUGUGUUUCUAUCGCUGGCGCCGUUUCGAGUGCGUGUUGCAUUCGGAUAUGCGGUGUCCUUCACUACACUAGUUUUCGUCGCACUUUGUGAAGUAGCUUGGCACAUGUUCAGCGCUAAAACGGCAUACUCCGUCAAUUUGGCUGCUGUUUCGUUGGUGGCUAUGGGAUGCACAAUACAGCAAUCAAGUUUUUACGGAUUCGCAAGUAUGUUACCGAAGCAGUACACACAGGCUGUGAUGGCGGGAGAGAGCAUUGCUGGAUUUUUGGUUUCUUCCAAUCGCGUUGUAACAAAACUACUUAUUAAAAGCGAUCGAGCAUCAACAGCAAUAUUUUUCCUAACGUCGACAGUUUACAUAGCCUUCAGCUAUGUACUACAUUCCAUAACUACUCAUUCCCCAUUUGUACGGUAUCACAUGAAGGCUUGUGCCAAAAUUGUACUUCGACCUGACGACGACCAUACACUGAGUGAUACUAUAGACAAUGAGUUAUCAACUGCACGGUAUGGCGUGUUAUCCCUGGAGUCUAGUCCACCGGUUCAUAUAACACCUGGAACUACAACGCUCAGUUUUAGUAAUCCAGUGUACGAACUAUCCAAUCCAAGUGGUGGUGAAAAUGUGCUGGAGACAAACAUCAACAAUCUAACGUCUACUACAACUAGUGUAACAACUAAUAACAAUACAACCAACCGCCCGGUCACGUCACCCACAUCUGCAACGGCAUCACAUGAUGUUCCGAACGUUGCCUUCAAAGUCGAACACGUGAUGACUCCAGAUAUUUGCAGUGCCGGUCGUUGCGGCAGUUUUCGAAGUGGUCUCGAGUCGCGAUGGAAGGUAGCUCACGCCAUCUACCCGUAUAUGGCUUGCAUAGCACUUGCAUAUUGUGUUACUCUCUCCUUGUAUCCGGGAAUAGAGUCGGAAAUAAUUUCUUGCAAUUUGGGAACGUGGAUGCCAGUGCUACUCAUGUUUACGUUCAAUACAUCCGAUGUAGUGGGAAAACUACUGGCUGCAGUACCAUACAGCUGGUCUCGAAGACAGCUUAUUCUAAUGUCCGGCUUAAGAGCUUUGCUUGUACCACUCAUACUACUGUGUUGUUCACCGCGCGAUCAACCUGUCAUUGCUGGAGAAGCAUCAGCGUUCGUUUUUACUGCUGCUCUUGGCGUUACUAACGGAUUGGCUGGAAGCUUGCCUAUGAUGCUCGCGCCAGACAAGGUCUCAGCCACACUACGUGAAGUCACCGGUAACAUGAUGACACUUUCGUACAAUUUGGGACUGACAGCCGGUUCGCUGGUUGGAUACGUUUUCGAGUCUAUGUUGGGUCCACAACUACCUAACCCAUGCCCACAAUAUCCAUUUGUUCCUCCUAAGCCCAAUCAACCACCGUUCAGCAACCUAAGCAUUAGUAGUUCAACAAGCUCUACAACACUAGCGACAGCAAUUCUCACUACUUUGUCAUCAGCAAUAUUUCAAACUAGCACAACAACUCUCAAUCCAGAGAUUACUAGCAGCAUAUCAUCAGCCGUGACGUCCACGGUACCGCAAUCAACCACAGUAUUAAACCAGUUGCCAACAAGCGUAGAUACAGAAGCAAGUAGCUCAUUUGAUGCCAGCAAUUUAGUGACAAUAGCAACAACUGUAGUGUUUAAUGCAACCCAGUCCAUUCUAGAGGUAUCCACCAUACGCUAGACAACGCUACACUACAGCAAAUCGUUAGAAGACAAAGCUUUCAAAUAGCGUCGAAUGCUCUGUACUGAUAUGAAAAGACGAACAAAAUCCUAGAAGAGCUUUAAUCAACUGACUGUAAAAUAAUUAUAGUUUUCCGUUGAGGGUUUUCAAAGAUAAAACGCGAGAAAGUUUAACAAAGUCGCAAUAUCGUCGUUCCAAUGAUAAGUCACUUUUUCUGCUCUUAAUGGACAAGGCAUAACUAGGCAGGUUCAUUGAUAUUAUUUCUUGUAACAUAGUAGUACAUACAUCUAAGUAGUUGGUAAAUUGAAUGUAUGUGCGACCGGAUGUGACGAAAAAUGUAGUGGCAUUAGCAUAAGUGUUGAAUACUGGAAGGUCAUCGUGAACUGAGAAUCUGGAAGCAUCUUAGCUAGAUCUUGAAAAAAUUGAGUCAUGAAAUGGAUUAGAACAUAUUUAUAUGACAGCAACAAAACAAAAACACACACUCACACAUACACAAACAAAACAAAAACUCCCAUCGGGGCUCAAUAUCACGGUAAGGUGACGCUCUAGUGGCUAGAAAA